AUGGAGGCUAAGUCGGUGGAGAAAAUGAGGCUGGUGGGGAUGAGUUACGGUGGGUUCGUGGCGUACAGCAUGGCGCUGCAGUUUGAAGAUUGUGUGGAGAAGGUGGUGAUAAUAUGCUCCCCGGCGUGUUUGGAGGAGAAGGAUAUUAGAGAUGGGAUGUUUCCGGUGAAUAACGUGGACGACGCCGCCACCAUUCUGCUGCCGCAUACGCCGGAGGCUUUCAGGAAAUUGAUGCGUUAUACUUUUGUUAAGCCACCUAAAGCACUGCCUUCGUGCUUGGAUAACGACUUCAUUCAACUUGCCAAAGGUGGUCCAUCAGCUAUAGACUUAACGUAUUAA
This is a messenger RNA of Coffea arabica (coffee), 339 nucleotides long. RefSeq lists its product as uncharacterized. NCBI's taxonomy places the organism in Eukaryota, Viridiplantae, Streptophyta, Magnoliopsida, Gentianales, Rubiaceae. The record is from RefSeq and is a predicted model, not a curated record.